AUGACUUCUGCGCCAAUUCCCCUCGAUACGAUCUCUUCUUCAGAACAAAUGCCGAUGACAACCCCCAUGUCACUAGUAGGCCCUCCAAUGACGGAUGUACAAGAUACAGCGGGUCCCUCACAAACUGAGCACAAGGCCAGCCGUUUGAGAGGGGGUUGUAUGGACUCCGCAACCUGGGAUGAGAUGGGCUGCUGCGAGAAAUUCCUGUGGUGCCAGUUCUGCUCGCCGUUCUAUUUGAUAUACUAUAUUUUCGUCAUCGCCUGCAAAAGCUGCGAUGAGACAAGCGCCGAAAGGGAAGCCAAAGAGGAGGAGGAACGACAGCGAAGGUCGCAUGCAGGGCACUGUGAACCGUGGACACGCUAG
This is a messenger RNA of Laccaria bicolor S238N-H82, 363 nucleotides long. RefSeq lists its product as uncharacterized. The transcript has 2 exons. NCBI's taxonomy places the organism in Eukaryota, Fungi, Basidiomycota, Agaricomycetes, Agaricales, Hydnangiaceae. The coding region runs from base 1 to 363 and encodes 120 amino acids. The record is from RefSeq and is a predicted model, not a curated record.